AUGUCGGCUCACUACACGGGAGAGAUUGAUCUGCAAUUCCUGCGCCACGGGCAAGGACAAUACCGAUAUCCCAACAGCGUUUUUAGAUACACGGGGAAAUGGAACACAGGGAUUAAAAGCGGGCUAGGCGUGUUCGAGGUCGUGGGGGGGAGCACAUACGAGGGUACCUUCGUAGACGGGGAGUUAGAAGGGAAGGGUUCGAAACUAUGGGCCGAUGGACGACGUUACGAGGGGGAGUUUAACAGGGGGGAGUCCAGUGGGGAAGGGCAUUUUACCUCUCCUGCUGGCGAAUCGUACGUCGGAACGUGGGCCCUCAACAAACGACAUGGGCGAGGCAAGCUAGUUCUGCCCAACGGCGAAGGAAGCUACGUCGGAGAGUUUCAGAGGCAUAGGUUUCACGGGGAUGGCCAACUUGUUCUCGCGAACGGCUUUCAGUUCACGGGAACAUUCUCCGGCGGCCUCCCACAUGGUACUGGCGCUGCUGUGUACCCUGGCGGAAGCUUGUUCCAUGGCCCAUUCGACAAAGGCCGAAACCACGGACGCGGGGGGACGUACGUGUGCGGUGUCACAGGUAUCUACUGGAUUGGUGAGUGGGUAGAGGGCAAGGCGAAGGGGUUGCCGUCGAAAUGGGAACUAGAGCUGGACGGCGACAAGAAAACCUUAGGGGGCGGAGGGGACAGCGUCGGCCAGGCAACGCCGGCGAAGCCUCGAGCGAAGGCAGAAAAGGGUGGUGGUGGGAAGAAAGGCGCCAAGGGUUCCAAGAAACCUGUUGAGGAGCCUGAGACGGAUGCUGCCUACAAACCAGUAAUCGCCCACGUUAAUGACGACGGGGACGUCGCUGCUUUAUGGUGUCGCUGUGUGCGGGACGUCCAGGACAUGCCCCAACCACCGCCGAUACCUUCAGAGCUCCAAGAAGGUGUUGUUGAUGAGUUGACACGACCUGCAAAGGAGCACCCGCGAGAAGUCGUGUCCGACGAGAGCGGGAGGACACUGACCGUCACCCUGCACGAGGUCACGGAGUCUCCGCAACCGGGUUCGAUCAGUGAUCCUGUUCCGUUCUUCGUUCGUAGACCUGACGCCACCGACGUUUCGGAGAGUCUCGGCCGGUUCCCAGUACAAGGGCUGGUAGCCCUGUUUCAGCGCGACGAGCGGUGCUACCCAAAGGGGACGUCCAGCGAUGGCACGGCUCUUCUCAUCGUGCCCGGAGAAAAGUCGGCGCCUGACACCCCCGCCGAAGAAGCUGAGGUUUCGCCACCCGCCAAAGGAAGCAAAGCACCGGCUGCGAAGAGCAAGGGGGGCGUCAAGGGCGAGAGCGAGCAAAAACCUUCCGGGGACGAUGGCAUCGAAGGACUAUGGCAAGUGAUCAGGAGCGAGGUUCAAUCGAACCGCUGUCUCGUGAUUAGGGCCGAGGAAAACUUCUCGCUUAGGACCCCACCGCUGUUUGACUCGGGGCUCGGCAAAACAAAAGCAGAAGAAGAUGGAGAGAGGAAAAAUAGUGUUCUAGACUCUGAAGAAAACGCAGGUGUCCUUGAAGGUGGAGUGCCGCCCGAAGAGGAGAAUACGAGGGAAGAGGGUGUGCCAGGAGUCGUCCACGGCAGCUCAAAAUCGGUGGAAUUAUUGCAACAGAUCGAACACGCUGACGAUGCGGGAGAGCAGUGCACGAUGAUGGUCCAGCAGCACUCCCCAUUCGCUGUGUGUCUAGAUUUCAGAUUAGACUUGAUGGAAACCCCAAAAGGAGAGAGCACGGACGGCGAAGGCGGCCAGGAGAAACCUUUGGAAGAAGAAAAGACAAUGAGGAUCGUCUUGUGCGGCAAUGAUGUUGAAGUUUCUGCCGUAAUGCGCCUCUGGAUCCCUCCUGCGGAACCGCCCGUUGGUGCUGCAGAUAAUGUCGGCAUGGAGGCAGACCGCCCGACGGAAAUGUCCGGAAGUGGUGCUUCUGGUGCCCUCGCGAAGGCCGGCGAUUCGAGGCUUGGUGCAAAGGGUGGAGCCCUCGAAAACGCGUCUCCGACCACGUUGAUCUCCCCUCGUAGCGGUGGAAAUGCCAUCGACGACUCUAGCAGCCCUCCCACAACCCCUACUUGGUACCUCCACGCAAUAUCGAUUCGCUGUGGAUCUUUCGUUGGGACGGUGCCGUGUGCGAAUCCAGAAGAGAUCGCCUUACGACGAAAAGGGUCGACUGCCUCUGCGUCGGAGUCAUUGCCUUCGGCAGGAACCGCACCUCAUCCGUCAAGAACAGGCUUCGACUGCGACUUGGCCGAGUGGCACGCCCUCGCUCUCGUCGCUAGCCCCGAACGGGUGCUCUCGCUGUGCAUCGAUGGAGAAGAACUCGAAUUGAAACAAGACGCGGGAGGCACUGCUGCUGCAGCCGGCAUCGGUUGCGACGAGUCGGAGCUAUCGGCGAGCGAUGCCGUGGUUUUGGGAGGUGGGGCGGGUGGGGAGUGGGCGAGUCUCGCUGUCAAGAACCUUGCUGUGUACAACGAAUUCCCUGGCAUCGACCAGCUCCGGGCGAUAACGCAAGUAUUCCGGGUGUGGAGGGAGCGGAAGGAAGCUGCUAGAGUGGCUGAUGUGCAGGAAGAUGAGCGCUGGGAGGAGGAGACUAGGAGAGCGGAGGAAGAGGAAAGGGAACCCGGGGCAGGAGAAAGACCGGAGUGGGUUGUGGGGGCUGAUCGCCAAACGAUCUUGCAUAAGAAAACCGUUCGCGGCGAGGCGAAAAUAGACAAGAUCGUGUUGCCAAAGGUGGCACUAGAGGGAGGAGACUGGGUCCUGAGGGUGGAGGACGUGUCGCAUGGCGAAGGGCCAGACGAAUAUGGGAGCACCGGCAGGGCAAGAUCGGCGGCAUCAGCGGAAUCGUUCGUGUCGCAAGUCGUGGUGCCCGCCACGACGGCCACGGACGAAGAGCGCAACACGUUCCCUCCGCUACCCGUGGAGACGGUGAAGCUGGAGCGGGUUUAG
Molecule: messenger RNA, 2952 nt
Organism: Ectocarpus siliculosus
Lineage: Eukaryota; Phaeophyceae; Ectocarpales; Ectocarpaceae
Source: the annotation of a GenBank genome assembly